GGACAUCUUUUACCGCCAUCUUGCGUCGCUUCUGUCAAAUGCGGUCAUUUUUCGUAAAGUAAUUUUGUCUCGGCGUUUUGCAUGAAGCAAACAUUGAAAAACUUGCAAGUUAUACGAUAGUAUUCGUAAUUUUAUUGGCAACUUCAUGAAAAUGUACAAGUUAAUAAUGUGGCGGAAAAUUUAAGUGAAAAUAACAAAAUCGAGUCUAAAAAAAUGCCUACUCCAAGUUGGGCGUACGUGACAAUAGAAAUGUCGUAGACGUCGAUCGAUUGCAAAUGUGAAAAAAGAUUAAAUGUAAAUAUAUUCGAACUGCAGGAGAAAGUUUACCCCAUAACUGUAAUGUUUUGAUUUGUGUGGGAACAAUAACAAGGAUCUACAAUGUCUGAUAUGAAGCAAGUGAAAGUUGAUAAUUGGGGAGUAUAUUUCCUUCAACGAUUGAAGCAUUUCUUCAACCGGACUGAUUAUUGUGACUUAACACUGCAGUUCCAAGACAAUGCUCAACUAAAGGUACAUAGACUAGUACUUAAUGCUUGCACUGAAUAUUUCGAACUGCUUGAAAGAACUUGCGAGAUGUACGAGGAUUGUUUGGUUAUGCCGGAUGACUUGCAAGCAGACGUCGUUGUACCUAUAGUCAACUUCAUGUACACCGGCCAGCUCGGUUUCAAGCCAGAAUUGUUGGAAAGACUAUAUCAAACUGCACAGGUAAUGAAUAUGCCUGUCCUAACUAAACUAUUAGAUGCUCACAGAAAUCAAAUGCAACGAACAGGUCAAGAUUAUCAGAAUUUAAGAUCAUAUUCUAAAUCAUUUGAGGCUCCUAAACAAUCAAAAUCACCAGCAGUGGCCUCAACUAGUUAUAUGAGCACAAAGCGUUCAUACAGUAAAGCAUUUGAUAAUACAUUUCCUACAAAAGUUAAGAAACAAACUGUUGAAAAGAAUUCCCUCAAGUCUGAUAACUUGUCAAAUGAACUUACACAAUCUAUAGAUUCUGUAAAGAAAAGGCCUUCAACUUUUGAGUCUCGACCAACAAGGUAUGAAAUACCAGAAGAAUUAGAUGGUGAUAAUAUAUUUGACAACUCAUUUACAAGUAUAUCUUAUGAGUCAACACCAUUGAUGGUGCAUCCUGAGACUGUGAAACGUUACUCAUCUAAAAAAACUAACAUCUUUGAUGAGACUUCUAGUGCUAAAAGAUUGCUCCAUGCCACAUCUACGUUAGACAUUGUAGAAUGUAAAAAACUUUCAUCAAAUGAAAACAUUUUUGAUGAUGUCUCCGAAAAUAUUACAGAUGAUGCAUUCUCAUCCAGUAUUCAUAAAAAACAACAAAAGGACUCAAGUCAACUUUUUGAUCUAAUUUUGGAUAAUGAUAAUACAAAAGCAACAAUAGAAAUAAAAGACAGUGAUACAACUAAGAAGCCAAAAAUGGAUCAUGCAAAAAUAAUAAGUGAUGUUCUCAAGAAAUAUCCACAUUUGGUUAAGAGUAAUAAAAAUAUUAAGUUAAGAGUAUUGGAUGCUCCUAUUAAAAGUAAAAAAUCCAAAUAUACAAAUUCUUACCAAGAAGAAAAAGAUAUAAAAACAAAAAGUGACCAUGAUUGGACACUUGACAUUGAUGUGCUUGAUUCAAAAGGUGCUGCAAAGCUAAUCGCGAUGGGAGUUAACAAUAUCAGUGGACCAUGGAUAUGUCUCAUCUGUGGUACACCUGGACGGGCCUUGCAUUUCAGCUCCUAUUAUAAAUUCCGAAGACAUUUAGUAGAAGUACACAAUGAAAAACCAGUGGUGAAUAUGUGUGAAUAUUGUGGAUUGAAGUCACAUAAAAGAAAUUACCUUUUGCAUCAUGUAUACACCAAGCAUGGAGUGCCCCCGCCCUCACCUUACAGUUUCCCAAAAUGUAACCAAUGCAGUUACAUUGCUUUAUCUGAAUCACUACUUGCAAAGCACAAAUCAACACAACAUGAUGAUAGCAAAAACUUUACUUGUAAUGUUUGUGCUGCCACAUUCACUUCUUCAACGCGGCUGCUUACACAUAUUCAAAUGACAGGACACAAGUACAGUGCCGAUAGAAAGUCUACAUUGCAUUGUAUUUACUGUUUUAAAACAUUCUCACGGGAAACAAAUCUCUACAACCAUUUAAGAUUCAAUCAUAAAAAAUCUGCACAAAUGGAUAAAAUUAUUGAGGAAUCUGAUGAUGAAAAAGAGUUCAAAACGGCAGCAAGUGGAAAGUCUGAUAAAACUAAAAAUAUAUCUCUUACUUUUACAAAUGAAUAUGAAAAUAUAGAUGUCAAGUAUCAAAUUCAACAGAAACCAGAUGGUAAUAUUCAAGUGCUUUCAAAAUUACCACAGUCUCCUGGUUCAUCAAAACAUAAGAUAUUAAAUCCUUCCUUUAAUUCACCCACUAAAUUUGCACAAAAAUCCGAAAUAUUAAUAAGCAACAAAAAUAAACCAGAGGUUUGUGAAUUGAAACCUUCAAAAAUCAUUAAUAAAGAAGAUGAAAUUGUUGUGAUUAAUGGAAAUGAAUAUAUUAUUAAGGAGAAUCAUCUUAUUCCAAGAUCACAAAAUGCCUCUGAAAAUGAAGAAUACAUAUUAAGCAAUGUAGAUACAGAACAAAGUGAAAACAAUUCUAUACCAACCACAUCAAUGGACUUCCCUCUGAUUCAUGACACCAAUACUGAAGAAUCUAAAAUGAUAAUUAAGAAACCAAAUUAUGCAAAUGAACCAAUAGAAAUUGUUGUUUCAAGUGAGGAACAAUACAAAGCCUUGAUGUCUUCGACUCAUUCUAUUAUUUUUGAGGAACCAAAUAAAACACUGACAGUUUUAACUGCCCCUCAAACUUCCACACUUGAUGCGACUACUAUUGAUCUAGAUAAUACUCAAUCAAACGAUAUGAUGAUAAUUCAAGAAAAUUAUCCAUUAAAUGUAUCUGAAACUGUUUCUCCAGAUAAUAAUAAUAUUGUUGUGGUAUACAGCCACCAAAUGGAGGAUCCAAGUAAACAAUUCCAAUAUAUACCAUCUCAAGCUAUUGAAGCACAAUUCAUACAAUCAUCACCGAUGGUGUCUCAUAACUAUGGAACAGUGACUACGUCCACCCCAAUUAUGAGUGUCCAUACAUUAGAGACUAGUGUAAAUGAGUCAUGGCAGAAAAGCCUUAAAGAUGGAGAAACUGUCCCAAUUCAGUUAGAGCUGCAACAACAGAUGGAUAUAAGUGAUUCAAAUGAACAGCAAUUGAUUGGAGACCCACAAAAUUCAUCAGAUGUCCAAAGUCCUCAAGAUAUUCCAUCCUCAGCAGACUCUUCAGUUGUUACAACAAACUUAAACACUAUCGAAGAAACCACUACCCAGACAUGCAUAGAAAAUACGAAUAAUACUGAAACAGUUUGUAUGGAGGAAGUAUUAAUAAAUGAAGUCCCAAGUAUAACAGCCACAAAUGUAGCUCCAACAGAGCCAAGUGAGCAACUGGUACAUAAAGAAAUACAAACUGAAAGUAUAGAUAUUGUAUGUUCAAACCAAUCAGAUGUACCAGAAAGUACUGUUAAAGUAAGUAACGGACAAUUAAAUGUAGUUGCAGAUAAAAGUAAUGAAAACAUAAUUGUUUUGCAAGAAAAGGUGGAAGAUAUUGAUAUAAAUAGUGAAGUUAAUACAACAGUUGCUCAAGGUGCAUCAGUUAUUCAACAAGUAAUUACUGAAGAUGCUGAAAUGAAUAGUGACUCCAAUAUAGUUGAGGUUUCAACAAACGACACAGAAAUCACGCAACCAAAAGAUAAAGAACUGCCUGAUCUCUCAGCCGAGUGGAUUGCAGUUGACAAAGAAAAGUUAAUAGCAGACACUGUUGACACUAAUGACACAGGAGGUUCUGCAUACAUAGAAGAAUCAAUUGAAAAUAUUCAACAAGAAAUGGCCAAACAAUUAGAAGCUAUUACAACCGAAAACAAUACAAUGCAAUACAAUGAACCACUGUCUACACCUAGCACAAAUGACCCAAAAUUACAACAUGAAUCAGUUAUAAAAGAACUAGAUACUGAAAAAGAUUCUUCGAAUUUAGAUUUAGAUGAUAGUGAAAUUGCUACAGAAGAAACAGACACAAAAGAGGUUUCACAAACCAAAGACGAAGAAAUCCCAGCUUCAUUAUCAACAUCCGUAGAAUCCGAAUCUGCUAUCAGUGAGGGAUCACCAAAUACUACAGAUAAUGCAGAAACUACUAGUGAAAACAUUCAAGACAAUGUAGUGAACGAAACUGAGCCUGUAAUUAAUACUGGAGAUGUAACUGACACCACAGAUGUCCUAUCACCUGAAAGCAAAGAGGUAGUGGUCAAUGACGACACAGAAGAUAAAAUUGAAGAAAAAGGUUCAGUAGAAGAAAAUCAUACAAAGCCACAAGAACGGUCAGUUAUCUCAUUAAAUAAUAAAGCAAGGGAAAAAAUAAACACAAUACUAAAUGAUUGGGAUGAUGUUGAUGAUCAAGAUGAUGAAAAAGAUGAUUUGAUGAAAGAAAAUGAAUCCAUUGUAGUGAAGAACAAUGAUGAUAUUGUGCAGGAAGUAGAAAAGGUAUCAGACAUCAAAACUGAGCAAGAAUCAACUGAAACAGUUAAAAUUGAAGUAAUCAGUAAUGACAAAAUAAAAAGCAUUGUCAGUGAUUGGGAUGACGAUGAAGAGGAAGAAGAAAGUAAAUGCAAAUAACAAAUGAAACUCUUUUAUGUGUAUGAAUAUUAUAAAUGUAAAACUUCAUUAUGGUAUUAACAGAUAGUGUUGUCCCAUUCCCUUUGAGUAGAAGAAAUACAGUAUUUUAUUAUAUUUGGAAUACAGAUCAGAAAUAACUUGGCAUGUUUUAUAUUAUAUGGAAGUUCUAACAUGUUUGUAAUCAAAACAGUUUUAUUAUCAUACAAUGUUUGUUGUUUUAGCUUAUAUUGCAUUAUGAUAUACAUUUUAUUAAAUAGAUUGAGUGAAAUUAAAUCUUAUAAAUGUUUAACAAUAAUUAAUUGUACAUCUAGACAUUGUAGUGUUUGCCGGAAUAGUAAUUUGGUGUUUGCAUUUAUUGGGAAAAAAUGUAAACAUUCGUUAGCUCCUUAAUCAUAUAAUUUUAAGAAAUUAGUUUACUAUAUGUAAAUGACUAAAAUGUAAUCUUUUCAGUCUUCAAUAUUUAUGAAACCAUGUCAAAAAUAGCUUUUGCUAUAUUUACUUAUUGUUCUCAACAAAAAAUUGCUAUAUUUAAGUACCAUUGUAAUCAAUUCUGUUUUUUUAAGCAUAAGAAUCUAAGUUAUAUGGAUAUAUUUAAAAAUAGAAUAGAGCUACAUAUUUCUAUUGUAUCACAAAAGUGGUUUAAAUCAAUUAUAUAGUA
Messenger RNA from Papilio polytes (common Mormon), 5323 nucleotides. It is a transcript of the gene Cp190, whose product is annotated as centrosome-associated zinc finger protein CP190. Gene Ontology annotation, cellular component: nucleus. Gene Ontology annotation, molecular function: protein binding; RNA polymerase II cis-regulatory region sequence-specific DNA binding; DNA-binding transcription factor activity, RNA polymerase II-specific. Bases 379 to 4665 code for a protein of 1428 amino acids. The transcript has a single exon. Gene Ontology annotation, biological process: regulation of transcription by RNA polymerase II. Lineage: Eukaryota; Metazoa; Arthropoda; Insecta; Lepidoptera; Papilionidae. The record is from RefSeq and is a predicted model, not a curated record.